Molecule: messenger RNA, 1711 nt
Organism: Megalops cyprinoides (Indo-Pacific tarpon)
Lineage: Eukaryota; Metazoa; Chordata; Actinopteri; Elopiformes; Megalopidae
Gene: gpn1
Product: GPN-loop GTPase 1
Exons: 14
Coding region: 8-1207 (399 amino acids)
Molecular function (GO): GTPase activity
Source: RefSeq, a predicted model, not a curated record
AACAAGCAUGGCGACUGCCUCGGGUACCGCAAGCGAUGGAGAGGCUUUUCAGGGUAAUGUUCAAGGCGAGGAUGGCGGAGCGGGGGAUUCGGCUUCAGCGCAGGGGUCUUCGUCAGGGGAGAGUUUGAACCAGAAACCCGUUUGUCUUAUCGUCUUAGGCAUGGCGGGGUCUGGAAAAACUACUUUUGUACAGCGUCUCACAGCUCAUCUCCACAUGAAGAAAAAUCCCCCCUACGUAAUAAAUCUGGACCCUGCCGUUCACGAAGUCCCUUUUCCAGCCAAUAUCGACAUCCGAGACACUGUCAACUACAAAGAAGUCAUGAAGCAGUAUGGCCUUGGGCCUAACGGAGGAAUUGUGACGUCACUGAAUCUCUUUGCGACCCGGUUUGAUCAGGUUAUGAAGUUUAUCGAGAAAAAACAGAAUCAUCACCAGUAUGUCCUGAUAGACACUCCAGGACAAAUCGAGGUGUUCACGUGGUCAGCGUCUGGAACCAUCAUCACAGAAGCUCUGGCGUCCUCCUUCCCCUGUGUGGUGGUGUACGUGAUGGACACGUCUCGCAGCGUCAGCCCCGUCACCUUCAUGUCUAACAUGCUGUACGCCUGCAGCAUUCUGUACAAGACCAAGCUGCCCUUCAUUGUGGUGAUGAACAAGACAGACAUAAUCGAUCACAGCUUCGCGGUCGAGUGGAUGCAGGACUUUGAGGUCUUCCAGGACGCCCUGAACCAGGAGACGUCUUAUGUCAGCAACCUGACCCGGUCCAUGAGUCUGGUGCUGGACGAGUUCUACAGUAACCUGCGGGUGGUUGGGGUGUCUGCGGUCACAGGCAGCGGGCUGGACGAGCUGUUCGUGCAAGUGUCCGAAGCUUCGAAGGAGUACGAGACGGAAUAUCGUCCAGAAUAUGAGAGACUUCACAGAGAAUUGAAUGAAGCCCAGAGCAAGAAACAGCAGGAACAGCUUGAACUCCUGAGAAAGGACAUGGGAGAGGUUCCUAUGGAAACGGCUGCACCUGUAGAGAUGGAUGUAGCGGGGCCCAGUGACUUCAUCUUGACACGGGGGAACCCAGACGACGAGGAUGAGGUCAUCGACAGCGACACAGAUGACAUUGACCACGCCGUCACGGAGGAGAGCAAGGAGGCAGAAGCGUUCGGCGCCUUCCUGCAGGAGAGGAAGGAAGUGGUGCAGACGCGCAACAGGAAGCAGCAGUGACCCACGGGCCCAUGCCAGCCCCCACAAUGCAAUGCAGCAGGAAGCGAGAAGGGAUGAAGCAUCGGCUAACAGAACGAAGCUCCUCUCUCUCUGCGUCCCGCUUGACGAUACCUCUGCAGACAGACUCCGGGACUCUCAGACAGAUUUCAUGGACCUUCUCAUGUGCUGUAGGGAGGGACUUAAGGUUUUGCACGUGGCAACGAAACAAAGCCGAGGAAUGUCCCCAUUUCUCUUGAAUUCAGAUUCAAAUGGACCACCUUCACCCUCCUUCAAAGCCUCUACAGGAAAACAAACAAUGCCACAAGUCGUUCCUCCUGCAGAGCGCACUUCUCCACACCCACAAAAAACAAAGAGAUCUUAUAUUUUUUUAUUAUGAGCGUGAGUAGUUGUGUUUGCAUUGUUCUACGUGCUCACAUGUGCAGAAACCUGCAUUUUCCCUUCUAUGUGAGUGAGAUUUUACCAUUUUGUCUGUAUCUUACUGAGACAUUAAACUAAGGCUAUGAA